Messenger RNA from Papaver somniferum (opium poppy), 1356 nucleotides. RefSeq lists its product as uncharacterized. The transcript has 3 exons. The coding region runs from base 1 to 1356 and encodes 451 amino acids. Lineage: Eukaryota; Viridiplantae; Streptophyta; Magnoliopsida; Ranunculales; Papaveraceae. The record is from RefSeq and is a predicted model, not a curated record.
AUGGCCACUGCUGAACCAAUAACCAUCAACCAAUGCCUCAUAAAUCUCAUAUCCACCACUAUUGCCCCCACUGAGAAUAACACCCUCGUAAAGGUCCCUGAUGCUGUGGAAAUCAAAAAUAUUCUAUUCAGUAUUGCAGGUGACAAGGCUCCAGGUCCUAAUGGAUUCCCAUCAAACUUCUUCCAAGCCAACUGGGAUGUUGUGGGUGAAUACAUCGUCACAAUGGUCCAAAACUUCUUUACUUCUGGAUAUCUUCUUAAAGAAAUGAACUCUACUUUUAUCUCCCUUAUCUCCAAAACAGAAAGUCCUACUACCCCUGCCCAUUUCAGACCAAUAUCCUUAUGCAAUACCACUUACAAAAUCAUUUCAAAAAUCCUGGCUCAAAGACUAAACCCUCUUCUACUAAACCUUAUAUCUCCUUUUCAGUCAGCUUUCAUUCAUGGCAGAGGCCUCAGACAAGGGGAUCCCCUCUCACCCUACCUAUUUCUAUUCUGCAUGGAAGCUCUCUCUAGAUAUCUGACUAAUGCUGAAUCUCAAGGUCUCAUACAUGGAACAAAAGUCUGUAGUGAAGCACUUGCAAUCAAUCAUUUACUUUUUGCUGAUGAUUGCAUGAUUUUCUGCAAAGCUAAUAUGGAAGAAUGUAACAACUUAAUCAAGAUCUUUCAAGAAUUUGGUCAUUCCUUUGGGCAGCUGAUAAAUUUCUCCAAAUCAGGAAUCUUCUUCAGCAAGAAUACUGCUCCAAGCAUUGCAGACAACAUAAGUGAUGCAAUUAAGGUUCAAAGGAUUAACACUUCUGACAAAUAUCUGAGAUCUCCCCUAUUCACUAACAGAAGCAAGAUUCAGGACUUCAAGCCUUGUAUUGAAAAACUAAAAUUCAGACUUGCUGGUUGGAAAUCAACUCUAUCUAUAGCUGGAAAAAAAGCUAGAUGUGAUCUGAUCUUCGGAAACAUAGAUCAUAAUGCUGCUGCUGCUACUACUGCUCUGAAAAUCACUCAACACCUAUGCACCUAUAACAGAGUGAUUCAUAAUCCAGGGCAUAUCUUAAAAAACAUCUAUUAUCAGGACAACACCACUGAUCCAAACCUAAGACAAAGCAGUCUUAAUAGAAAUACUAGAGAGAAGUUUGGCAUCACUAUUAGCGUACAUAUUAUGGAAGUUAAUAAUAAUAUGGCUAAUAGUAAUCUAUCACACUAUACUAACUUUGCUUUCAUGUCCCUCUCUUUCACAGGGCAGUGCAUGCGAGCAAGGAACUUUAAAGACCCAGCAACUGGACUCAGCAGAGCCAUCAGAGGAGCUCAAUCAGCAUUGACUUGGGUAAAGGAGAUGAAAAGGACCAACAUUAACUUUGAAGCAUAA